GGGGCGUGACAAUGAAGGAUAUCCUCACGGGGAUCUUCGUCCAGUUUGCCAAAUCAGGCGACCCGACACCAGAUCCUCGGGCGGACGUGAAAUGGCCCCAAUGGACACAAGAUGACCCUCGUCACUUUGUGUUCGACUUCCAUCCCCGAUUGUCGCGAAACCUGAUGGACUCCAAGUUUCUCGAUUUCUGGGAACAACUCGCCUCCCAACCGAAGAGACACAGGGAAGAACUUUGAAAUGCCUGGGUAUUUUUUCGUUCAUCAGAUUACGUUUAAUAAAACCUGCUUCUCGGGCCUGA
This is a messenger RNA of Darwinula stevensoni, 298 nucleotides long. The record is from the annotation of a GenBank genome assembly. Lineage: Eukaryota; Metazoa; Arthropoda; Ostracoda; Podocopida; Darwinulidae.